UUAACUUUUUUUUUAAAGAAAAGAGAGUUGCCAGAAAGAUAAAAGAAAUAACAUUGCAUCACAUGAAAUGUCAUCACAUAGUGCCCCCACAUAUUACUGUACAUUUCCAUACACAUAAUAAAAAACCCAAUCUUUUAAGAAAAAAUGAAACUGGCUGAUGGCAUCAUGUUGAUGUUUCUCAUAAUCCCAUGUUGUGUUGCUGUCAGUUACCCUGUUGCCUACGCUUGAGCAUUUCCUCAUUUGCUGUAAGUUUAGUAACACAGGUCUGUAUAGUAGCAUUAGCCUCGGUACUGAAUCACUGCUGGACAUGGAGCACUUUAUUCAUCAUUAAACCAUCACUAAAGGCAAAUAUGGGGGAGAACGUUGAUGUCAAGGCUCUGAGGGCCAGGUUCAACAACAAGGCCAGCAACUCGGACACCAGCAGCCGAGACAGCGGCUCCCCAAAAUCUCCACGACCUGGGUUUGGGAGACUGAUCCUGCCACUGGCGGAGAACGAUCUGGCGCAUCACAGAUUGUCUCCUACCAUUCCUCCUCCUCCGAUGGCUAGCCCAGGCCUGGGGAGGCUCCCGAGGGCAGAACCGAUGGCAGCCUCCGUCCCCUCCAUCCCCUCCAAACCGGUUUCUUUCCCUCGACUGCCUCCCAAUCCUGGGGUCAGAGCAUCCAUCCAGCCGCCAGAACUGGGCAAGGUGAAGCAGAAGGGAGAGAUGCUACAGAACAUGAUGAUGAAGCACCAGAGGCCUCCAGGCAUCAAACCCGCCCAGGCUCCGGCAUCAGCUCAGCCCCCUGCACCAGCUCCCACCUCCACCCCUCUACCACUUCGACUGCAGCCCCGACAGAGGAGUGCAGGGGACGUGACCCCACUCAGGAGGCGUCUACCCCCUGAAGGACCUCUGCCUUUGAAACCCAAACGCCCUCCUAAUGUCAACCUGGAGCCCUUUCUGAGCUCCAAUCGAGGACCUGCCCUUCCUGGUCCAAGAAAGAGUGACGCAGGUUCCCCGGGCUCAGCAGGCAAAAAGAUGUCUUUACCCACAAUCAUCAGUCCUCCAAAACUGCCACCACAACGAUCCAACAAACCCAGCAGGCUGCCGCACCAAAUUGCCUCUGUGGACAUUGAGGAUAACCAGGACUUCUACGAUGACAUCGCAAGCUUUGAGAAGAACGAUUCCUGGAGUGACAGUUCACCGUGCAUUGAUGGGGAUGACGACGUGUAUGAGUUUAUUGAUGAGGACCAAUUGGAGCUAAACCAGUUAAAUGCUGAGAAGCAAAACAAAAAAGAAGCAAAGAUACAACUUGCGAAGGAGAAGAAAGAUCAGAUGGAGCGUCAAAAAAAAGAAAAUGAGUUGAGGAAGAACUUUCAGUUGCAAGGUGAGGUGGAGGUUCUUCAUACAGCCAGAGUGAGGCAUGACUGGCAUGGAGGAGGAAAACUGGACCUCAGCGUACGCGAAGGAGAGAGCGUGGAGAUCCUCAGAGUGAAGAAUAACCCAGGAGGCAAAUGGUUGGCUCGCUCUCUUAAAGGAAACUGCGGAUACAUCAGUAACACAUGUGUGGAUGUUGACUAUGAGGCAGUAAAGCGCAAAUUGCUACAGUUCAGAAAAAUAGACACAUCACCGUUGCCUCCACCACCUCCAGACCCCCCACUGAUGUUAUAUGUUGAGUCCAAUAGCAGUGACAGCAUGCUUCAAGAUGAUGAUGACUAUGAUGAUGUUGAACCAAUAACUGAGGGUUUCCCCCCACCACCGCCUGAAAUCAGCAUAGAUCCCAAAUUGGAGAAAGAGCUAAGGAAAAGAUUUAAGUAUGAAGGGCCUCUCAGGGUGCUGCACACCAUGAUGGUAGAUCCUAAUAGCAUCAUAAAGAAGCCAGGGGGGAAGGAUCUGCAUGUGACUCCAGGAGAAGUCGUGGAAGUCAUUCAGCUCACCAACAGCAAGAAAGCUCUGUGUUGCAACCAGGCUGGAAAAUAUGGCUAUGUGUCCAGAUCUCUUCUUCUUCAAAUGGAAGGAGACAUUUAUGACGAUGUUGAAUACGCAGGCAGUGCCGACGUCUAUGACAACGACUCUCCACACACUGAUUAUUGAAACAAACUAAACACAGACUAACACAGUAAGAAAGAGAGAUAUACAGACAGACAAAAGAAACAAACUAUACAAACAUGUAAAACUUAUAAAGCUAUAUAAUACUAUAUAAGUAUCCACCUGGAUACACAUUUUUGCUUUACUUAACUCCACCUGUUGCAUUCAAUUAAAAACUAAACUUUUAUUAAUAAUUAAACACCAGGCGGCCUGUUACAACUGAGGUGGAACAGAAAAUAGCUGUCUGGCUCACAAACUAAAAAAAUAAACAAACUAGCUGAUAUAAAACUAAAAUUGUAUAAAAACUAAAUAAAACUGAGGGACAAAAACAGAAAAUAGUGUGAAGAAAGAGAUCUGUCUAGAUACACACACACACACACACAACACACACACGCACGCACGCACGCACACACACACACACACACACACACACACACACACACACACACCACACACACUUGAAGUGGGGCCGCUGCUCCUUCAUCAUGAAAGGGGCCAGUUGAGGUGGUUCGGGCAUCUAACCAGGAUGCAUCCUGGUAGAGGUUUUCCGGGCACGUCCAACUGGUAAUAGGCUCCAACAAGAGAUUAUCCAGUAUAUCUCAUCUGGCCACACCUCAGGGUUCCUCAGGAAGAGCAGGAAAACGUUGCUGGGGAGAGUGACGUCUGGAAACUUUGCUUAGCCUGCUGUCCCCGCAAUAAGCGGAUGAAAAUGGAUGAAUGGAUGGUUGGAGGAGAAUAUCAAACUCGUUAUCAUUGCAUGGUUUGUUAAACUGCUUGUAUAGAAAAUGAAUACACUAUUACUGUCGCUUUGUGUAUCGUUCCCCUGAGAUAAUUUAAAAUAAAUAAAAUACAUUUUUACUGGUAA
Perca fluviatilis (European perch) is the source of this 2931-nucleotide messenger RNA. Its product is annotated as FYN-binding protein 1. The transcript is spliced from 16 exons. Gene Ontology annotation, cellular component: plasma membrane. Lineage: Eukaryota; Metazoa; Chordata; Actinopteri; Perciformes; Percidae. The record is from RefSeq and is a predicted model, not a curated record. Gene Ontology annotation, biological process: T cell receptor signaling pathway; protein localization to plasma membrane; integrin-mediated signaling pathway. Bases 189 to 2072 code for a protein of 627 amino acids. Gene Ontology annotation, molecular function: protein binding.